UGGCCAAUGGGAAGGUCGGAUAUAAAAUCCGACCUCAGAUUAGGAAUCCUGGUCCUCGAUAACCUAUGGUAAAGUUUUAUGGAAAAUAACCCUUUUUGUUUUCACAUUAUUGUUCGACCAAUCAGUGAAGUGCGGACACACAAGCAAGCAAACAAUUUAUUCUUGCUAGACUCUUCUCUACGAUAAAGAGAAUAACAUGAUUUUUACCUACUUCAAGUGACAUCUAACAAAGAGAAAACAAAAUAUAAAAUCCAACGAAGGUCAAGUAAACCAAGUGUAUAUAUAUAGACAAAACAAUAUAAAACGAUAAGAAAAGAAAGUCGGUGUGUUACUCUUACCUUUUUUCAUAUACUGCACUAAUAGUCUAGUUUGUUAUUGCAAUCUAAACAAAUCAAUAAUGUCUUCUACAUCUGUUACAACCAUAACUGGAGUUAUAGUAGAUGAUAUUCGUUUUCCAACAUCUAAACAACUCGAUGGUAGUGAUGCUAUGUCACCUGAUCCUUAAGAUUUUCUAUAUUAUUAAAAAGAAUUAAAGCUUUCCUCAAUUUUAAUUGAUAGAGAUUAUUCAUCAGCUUAUGUAAUUCUUCAUACGGAUAAUCCAUUACUUGAAGGUCACGGUCAUUCAUUUACAAUUGGUCAUGGUACAGAAAUCAUUUGUGUUGCUAUAAAAGCUCAUACACAUUUACUUAUUGGUCGUACACUUGAAGAAUUUAUUUCCAAUCCUGGUGCUUUUUGGCGUCAUCUAACAACUCUAAGUGCUAUUGUUAACGCUCUUUGGGAUUUAUAUGCUAAACGUGAAGGAAAACCAUUAUGGAGACUUAUUUCUGAUUUAACACCUGAACAAUUUUUAAAAUGUAUUGAUUUUCGUUAUAUAUCUGAUGCAAUAACACCUGAUGAAGCGUUAAAAAUGUUAAAAGAACUUGAAUCAACAAAAUCUGAACGUAUAAAACAAAUUGAAGAGCAAGGUUAUCCAGCUUAUACAUCAUCUGCUGGUUGGUUAGGUUAUUCGGAUGAAAAAAUUCAACGUUUAUGUCGAGAAGCUAUCAAUGAAGGUUUUACACAUUUAAAAAUAAAAGUUGGUCGAGAUUUACAAGAUGAUAUUCGACGAUUAAAAAUAAUUCGUCAAAAAGUUGGAUAUGAUCGACAUAUUAUGAUUGAUGCUAAUCAAGUUUGGGAUAUUGAUCAAGCUAUUGAAUGGAUGAAAUAUUUAGUUGAAUUUCAUCCAUAUUGGAUUGAAGAACCAACAUCACCUGAUGAUAUUCUUGGUCAUGCUCGUAUUUCACAAGCACUUCAAUUAUAUAAUAUUGGUGUUGCUACAGGUGAACAUGGAAUGAAUCGAGUUUUAUUUAAACAAAUGUUACAAGCAAAUGCUUUACAAUUUUGUCAAAUUGAUUCAUGUCGUUUAGGUGGAGUUAAUGAAGUUUUAGCUGUACUUUUAUUAGCAGCUAAAUUUCGUGUACCUGUAUGUCCACAUGCUGGUGGUGUUGGUUUAUGUGAACUUGUACAACAUUUAUCUAUGAUUGAUUUUGUUGUUGUUAGUGGAACAUGGGAAAAUCGUGUUAUAGAAUUUGCUGAUCAUUUACAUGAACAUUUUGAAGAUCCUUGUAUUAUUAAAAAUGGACGAUAUGUUGCACCAAGUCGACCAGGUUAUAGUACACAAAUGAAAAAAAAUAGUCGACAACAAUAUUCAUUUCCGAAUGGACCUGUUUGGAAAACAAAUUCAUAA
Molecule: messenger RNA, 1726 nt
Organism: Rotaria sp. Silwood1
Lineage: Eukaryota; Metazoa; Rotifera; Eurotatoria; Philodinida; Philodinidae
Source: the annotation of a GenBank genome assembly